CCCAUUAGAGAGAGAAGGGGGCGGGCUUUUACAGAUGACAGCCAAUCCUGUGUCACGUUUGUAAAACGCUAUUUAGUUAGCAUUAGUCGCAUCCGGGUGAGCGCUUUAAGGUCCGCUCAGGUUUUUACUUUGAAGCUUGGCUCUCGGACAUCAGGAUGUACGGAUCCUUUCGGGUGCUGUUGCAGGUGCUGUCGGCCCAGCUGCUCUGUGUAUGGGUGCUGGGCUCCGAGCUAACCUUUGAGCUGCCAGACAACGCCAAACAGUGUUUCUACGAGGACAUCAUCAUCGGCACCAAGUGUACACUGGAGUUUCAGGUGGUGACCGGUGGCCAUUAUGAUGUGGACUGUCGUUUGGAGGACCCAGAAGGCACUACACUCUACAAGGAGAUGAAGAAGCAAUAUGACAGCUUUACCUUCACAGCAGCCAAGAAUGGCACCUACAAGUUCUGCUUCAGUAACGAGUUCUCCACCUUCACACACAAGACGGUUUACUUUGACUUCCAGGUUGGCGAUGACCCUCCACUCUUCCCCAAUGAGAACAGAGUCACUGCCCUCACUCAGAUGGAAUCAGCUUGCGUAUCCAUCCACGAGGCCCUGAAGUCGGUCAUCGACUACCAGACUCACUUCCGCCUCCGUGAGGCCCAGGGACGCAGUCGGGCGGAGGACCUCAACACCCGUGUUGCAUUCUGGUCCAUCGGAGAGGCCAUUAUUCUUCUGGUGGUCAGCAUCAGCCAGGUGGUCCUGCUUAGAAGCUUCUUUUCUGACAGAAAGACCACUACAACACGCGUUGGAUCGUAACGGUCUCUGAGCCCCGGAAUCUAAUUCAUCCCUUUCUUUAUCCGUACCUGGACUGGUGUGCAUAGAGUGGGUUAGAAUAUCAGUGCUGAUCUAAAAUUGGAUCAUAUCAAACUGCCAGGUUGUACAAUCUGACAUGUCGUCUUCAUUCUGCACUGGUAUUCUUACAAACAUUAUGCAAAUGAGUCUUGAAGUCUAAAAGAUUAAAUACGUUUAAAAUGGUUGUGAGGGGUAAAAUGGAAAACCUGAAGGAAGGUUUUCUUGUUUGUGUUGCUUGUACCAUCUGUAUUGGAGGCAGUUCAAGGUUUUAUAGUUGAAGCAAACCCUAAAUAAUUUGAAGUAGAGCUCGGCAAUGUGGAGAAUAUCAAAUAUCACAAUAUUUUGGACCAAAUAGCUUGAUAUCGAUAUAACAACGAUAUUGUAGGGUUGCCUAUUGGUGCUUUUGCAAAGUAUUUACAGAAUGAGAUUUUUUUGACAAAUAAUCAGACGUACCAGAGAUAUAAUGACUAAGUGGUUAAAGGCAAAUAAUAGAAUAGCUAGAAGUAAGGUAAGUUCAGAAAAUGUAGAACCAGGAAAAGACGACACUUAGUAUAUUACGAUAUCCAAAAUUUAAGAAGAUAUCUUUUAUCACAAUAUUGAUAAAUUGCCCAGCCCUACUUUAAAUAUUUGAAAUAAUUUCUAAAUGUGUUCUGAUUUUAUUUGUGUUCUUUUUUCCCCCCGUCAUCUCAAACCCUCUCUUCUUGAUCCGUUUCAUUUUUCAGCCCAAAAUGUGCACUGAAAUAACAGAGUGGAAUUUGUGACUAAAUGUAUAUAAUGUAAGGUUUAUGGUUUUGUUUAUUUCCUUGCAUGCAAAGCAUUGGGUCUCCAAAACCACACUGGCAAGGCAAAGAGUGGUUCCCCCACAAACGUUGCAUUUGGUCAUGAAAAAUGUUGCUUUUUUUUCAUUUUCUUUAUUAAAUCUCGCUGUAUUAAGUGAGAGUAGAUUUUGUGUUGUGGGUUUUUUUUUUUUAAAGAUUAUUUUGUGGGCAUUUUCAGCCUUUAUUUUAACAUGACAGCUGAAGACAUGAAAGGGGAGAGAGAGGGGGCGGGGGGAAUGACAUGCAGCAAAGGGUCGGAGUCAAACCGUGGCCCUCUGCGCCAAGGAGUAAACCUCUAUGUAUGGGUGCCGGCUCUACCAACUGAGUUAUCUGUGCACCCGUUGUGUUGUGCUUUUAUCAGCUUUGUCAUUUUAGAUGAGUUAUAAGAAUAUGCUGUAUUCAGAGUAAGCCAUCCUUUAAUAUUAGCUUGAAACCGUUUUUAUUUGGGUUGAAGGAUUGAGUUUAGAGAUACAGAUGGUCUCCCUUAAGUGACUGCAGAAUCAAUUCCUUACAAAAAAAUAGUUUUUGCUAUUUGUAUUCCAUUUGUACAUCGGGGUAAAGUCAUGCUUCAGUUUGAACACGCCUAGGUGAAUUAUUUCCUAAACAUGUUAUAAUUAUCUAUGUGACUUAAUGUCGAAGGCAAAAAAAAUUUAUUCUUUUGAAAAUGACACAUUUGAGUGUUAAGUGGCAAUGCCAGCAGUUUUUAGUGCACCAAUUUAAAAAAACAAAAACAAACUUUGUCUUUCACUUGUUCCUUACAAUGUUACAUCUAGUUCUUGCUGUUUAAAGUGUAAACACUUAUUUAUCUUGUAGGCUGAUAUUGCUCUUGGUUUUCUACAGCACUGUUGUAAAAAUGAAUGUUUUGCAAAAUAUUGCUGGAAUAUAAGGUAAUUCCAGUAACUUUGAGUUGUAGUUGUAAUUUGAAAUUGUGCUCCCUGACUGCCUACUCAAUUAAUUUUCUAAAGGAACAGGGAGGAAGAUUUAGACAGCUUAAAUCUAAUAUGUCUAUAUAUAAUAUGACUGGUUCCUAACAUAUGAGGCUGCUUAGUUCAACCUGGUAGUGUCGCUUCAGCCAGGAGUCAGUCAUUGGGUCAUUCUUUCUCUCACUAUUCACUGAUUUGCAAAUUCAGCUCUUAGACACAGGAAUGAAUGCUGAAACAUGGAAUAUCUGAGUAUACUGUGGUCAUUUUGAAGUUCACCUGUAGAAUUGAAUGUGACUCUGAACAGAACACCUCUGGCAAAGCUAGAAGACAUCACUGUUGUAAUGUGAGAUAAAUAUAACUUUUAUAUUCAUAAGACAGACUUUUACACCUUACCCACUGAAAGAAACCAAAAAUUAUUUAUUGUUUGGUCUUGUUUAACCGUCAGAACUGAUUCUAGAGACUUGAAGUUAUUUUAUUCAUGUUUUAGUUCUGGGUAUGCUUUUCCCCUCUCACCAUAUGUUCAUUGUUAGUUUUGGUAGGUGGUGCAAAGUUGCCAUUUAAGUUUUAGGUUUAUGUUCUGCCGGGUCAUUUUUGGACACAAAUUUAUCUCUGAUGCAUUCUGGGAACUUUUUAAGUUAUUGGGAUGACUGAAUAAACUUUCUGUUAAAAUGCCA
Messenger RNA from Perca flavescens (yellow perch), 3248 nucleotides. It is a transcript of the gene tmed7, whose product is annotated as transmembrane p24 trafficking protein 7. NCBI's taxonomy places the organism in Eukaryota, Metazoa, Chordata, Actinopteri, Perciformes, Percidae. Bases 156 to 797 code for a protein of 213 amino acids. The transcript is spliced from 4 exons. The record is from RefSeq and is a predicted model, not a curated record.